Messenger RNA from Musa acuminata AAA Group (dessert banana), 1117 nucleotides. RefSeq lists its product as uncharacterized. The transcript has 2 exons. NCBI's taxonomy places the organism in Eukaryota, Viridiplantae, Streptophyta, Magnoliopsida, Zingiberales, Musaceae. The record is from RefSeq and is a predicted model, not a curated record. The coding region runs from base 583 to 960 and encodes 125 amino acids.
AGAUUUGGGCAAAUCUGGUUGCUUCCCUUGUCAACCAUCUCCGCGAUCAGUGGCGACUUGAGUCGGGACGUAACUACUGACUUCAGAUGGAAAUAAAUGUUACAGCGAUUCGACGAAUGACGGAUCCGAAUUGGGAAAAUGAUUUAUAAUAUCGUACGGUUCAGAUUAGAAAUUUUGGCAGGGUGAUGUCAACAUGUCGGCUAGGAUUCAAUCACCCGGGAAACUUUGGCAGGGCGAUGUCAAGCUUCUCCUUGACAAUGUGUUGAGAAAUAUAGAUCAAAAUUAAACUAAAUUUAAAGAAAAAUCAAAAUUUCUUGAAUGAUUAUAGGCUAAUUUAUGGGACUAAACUGUGGUGAUGCAAUUCAGAUGAGGAAACGUUCUACCUUACGACCGUCCACUAACCAAAAACGGUGGACUCGUGUGUCGACGGCUUCCUCUUAAGCGCGCCGCAGAUAUCACGGGAACUCCGCGCAACGACGAACGCCUACUGCCUCUGUCCUCUGCCAAAGGAUUUGCAUCCUGACACCCUCACCGAGUCGAAGCAGCUCCGUGGACACCCUCACCGACCCCAAAGUACACCAGAUGCCGCCAUUGCCAACCCAAGCGCUGCUGUUUUUCCUCUUCGCCGUUGCAGCCUUCGUCGGCCUAUGCGCGACCGCGAGAAAGAAGAGAAACCAGUCGGUGGAGUCCGCCGGUAGCAGCGCCACGAAGCAACUCGCGGAGACGGCUGUGUCCGCUUGGGACGCUCUCGAGAAGGACAGAGAAGGGGACAGCAGCAUGGCGUUGCCCCUUUGGCAGAGGAGGAUACUGAUGGGAGAGAGAUGCGAGCUGCCCAAGUUCAGCGGCCUCGUUCUCUACGACGAGCUCGGCCGUCCCGUCCGCAGCAGCUCCAGCCAUGACAGUCUUCUCAAGGUGAAGCCAACGCCGGCAGUGACUACGCUCAGAGACUUGCUAGUUUGAAUUCUCGAGCUGUAGGCUUGAUAUAUAUAAGCCCUUUGCUUGCAGGAGGAACUGAUGUCUCUCCCUUUCAUCUUCCUAUCCCAAUUCUUUUUCCUCAUUGUUUGAGCUUUCAACAGGUUGAAUUAACUUAAACCAAGAGGUGAUUGAAGGUGAUCUA